Cicer arietinum (chickpea) is the source of this 1451-nucleotide messenger RNA. RefSeq names its product 1-acyl-sn-glycerol-3-phosphate acyltransferase 3-like. NCBI's taxonomy places the organism in Eukaryota, Viridiplantae, Streptophyta, Magnoliopsida, Fabales, Fabaceae. Gene Ontology annotation, cellular component: endomembrane system. Gene Ontology annotation, molecular function: 1-acylglycerol-3-phosphate O-acyltransferase activity. The record is from RefSeq and is a predicted model, not a curated record.
CCGUUGCCAAUAGAGAUGGAUAUCAAGGUUGAUGCGGAGACACGUUCGAUUGAGAUUCAGAAUUCAAUUAUACACGAGCAUGUGAAUGCGCUAGCAACUUAGCAAUUUCACAAGUUUAAUAGCUGGUGAGGGAAGCCAUGGCGUUUCCUGCUACAAUUGUCAUUCUUCCUGUAGGAACUCUUUUCAUUCUUUCAGGCCUCAUUGUUAAUGUUCUUCAGGCUAUUAUUUUUGUCCUUGUUCGUCCAAUAUCAAGAUAUUGUUACAGAAGAAUAAACAAAGUGCUCACAGAAUCACUAUGGUUGGAACUCAUAUGGCUCGUUGAUUGGUGGGCAGGCGUCAAGGUCGAGCUGUACGCAGAUUCAGAAACGUUUCAAUUAAUGGGUAAAGAAAAUGCACUUCUGAUCUGCAAUCAUAGGAGUGACAUUGAUUGGCUUAUUGGAUGGGUCUUGGCUCAGCGCACAGGUUGUCUUGGUAACACAAUAGCCAUUAUGAAGAAAGAAGUUAAAUACCUCCCUGUUAUAGGUUGGUCAAUGUGGUUUGCUGAAUUUUUAUUUCUAGAAAGAAAUUGGGCUAAAGAUGAAGCAGCGUUGAAGUCAGGUUUUAAGCAGCUUGAGCACAAACCAGUGCCUUUUUGGAUGGCUCUUUUUGUUGAAGGAACUCGCUUUACACAUACAAAACUUUUAGCAGCUCAAGAGUUUGCUAUUUCAAGAGGGAUGCCAGUACCUAGAAAUGUUUUGAUUCCUCGUACUAAGGGUUUUGUCACUGCUGUAAAAGAAACGCGAAAAUACAUUCCAGUCAUUUAUGAUUGCACGUUUACAGUUCCAAAGAGUGAGCCUUCACCUACAAUGAUGAGAAUGUUAAAAGGCAUUCCUUGUUCGGUGAAGGUCCAAGUUAAGCGACACAAAAUAGAGGAACUUCCAGAAACAGAAGAAGGCAUAGCACAGUGGUGCAAAGACGCUUUUGUAACCAAGGAUGCUUUAUUGGAGAAAUAUAAUACUACAGAGAUAUUCAGCGAGUUAGAACUUCACGGAUUACGGAGACCAAAAACAUCAAUAUUUGUUAUAGUUUGUUGGUCAUGUUUCAUCGGCUUUCUUCUAGUUCUAUUCUUUUUGUGGUCUUCACUACUCUCCACAUGUCAUGGCAUCUUACUCACGGUGCUUUUCAUGGUAACUGUGACAGUUGUUGUGGAAAUUCUCAUACACUCAUCUCAAGCAGAGUCUUCUUUACCAAACACUUUACCCAUACAAGACCCUGUCAAGCAGAAGCUUCUUCAUACAGACAUUGUGAUCAAAGAUUCAGAAAUAGUUUAAUGUUAAUCAUAUGUCUCUAUCUCAUAAUACAUGUAUAUUCCAUGUUCUUCAUUCAUUGUAUUUUAUGCAAAAUGCAGAUGUGUAAAGGAAAAUAUUGUUAUUUAUACCCCAAAGACCAUAACCAGUUAUUUUCCUCUCACC